This is a messenger RNA of Rotaria sp. Silwood2, 1932 nucleotides long. The record is from the annotation of a GenBank genome assembly. Lineage: Eukaryota; Metazoa; Rotifera; Eurotatoria; Philodinida; Philodinidae.
AUGGCAGAAAUUGAUCAAAAAUCAAAGCAACAACAAUUAGUUGCCUUCAUUGAUUCUCAAUCAUUAGAAGACUUUCUCGAACUUUAUCGUGCAUCAUUAGGCAUUCUGAAAGAAUACGAUCAUGUUGAACUUCUUUUACGUGCCUCUCGUUAUGGCCUGUUAUCAUUUGUACGAAAUAUAUUAAAUGAUGGUUCUGCAUUUGUUAAUGCAAACUGUCGUCAUCCAUCGACUAAAAUUUUACCUCUUGUCGUCGCUAUUCGUGCUCAAAAGCAUGAUGUUAUUAAUUAUCUAAUCCAAGAGGCUAAGACUGACAUAAAUUGGAGCUGUGAGAAGAAAAAUAUAACAUGUCUUCAUGAGGCUAUACGUCAACGUGAUCUAUCGACAACAAAACUUCUACUACAAUAUGGAGCCAUUGUUGAUAAACGUCACUUACAAAUAGCUAUAAUUGAGUUUCUUAGUCCAAAAGAUACAGAAACAUCUCCUAUAGCAUUGUUCGAUCUGCUUGUUGCUCACCAGCCUGAUUUACUUGACGAUACUGGUCGAAAAGUAGCAGUUGAAUUCAUCAUUCGUCGAACUCGUGGGUUAUCACCUUGUCCAUAUCCUCAUCUUGCUCCUUUGCUAGAACGACUAGUAUCGAUUGAAAACUGUACAUCAAUUAUAGAUCUACCGAUGUCAUCUACAAUUGAACCAAUGAAAGCAACAUCUUCAAACAUGCAUCGAACACAAGUGACUAUAAUCGGUGCUGGACCUGCUGGUUUGGUGCUUGGUGCGCUCUUAUCUCGAUCAGGUAUCGAUUCAAUUGUGCUUGAACGCCAUUCUCGCUCAUAUGUUGAAUCGAAUCUUCGAGCUGGAUUGUUAGAACAAGCAACAAUAGAUGUUCUAGACGAAAUAGGAACCGGCGAGAGAUUAUUUCAGGAAGGUUUUAUUCAGCGCAAUAUGAAUCUACAAUUUGAAGGUGAACGCAUAACUUUUCCUGUAAGAGAAUUGACGCAAGGCAAAGUAGCAACGAUAUAUGGACAGCAAUUGGUCCUUCAAGAUCUUAUAAAUCUACGAAUUAAAAGUGGUCGACGACUCUGGUUUGAUAUUGAAUCUGUAGAAAUAGAACGACACGAUGUUGCAGAUGAUGGUUCUGGUCCAUUGCUUCGUUUUAUUCGGUGUGGAGGUUCGAACGAAGAAUUUAUAUUAUGUGAUUUUAUAGCAGGAUGCGAUGGUGUAUUAAGUCCAUGUUGUCGUUGUUCUGUUCCUUCUGACAUUCUUCAUACUAUAGAACGAGUCUAUCCUUUUGCCUGGCUUAGUAUUCUUGUUCAAGCUCCACCAAGUUAUAACGAAAUUAUUUAUAGUACUAGUACCGAAUAUGGAUUUGCCCUACACAGCCUCCGUUCUCCAACGCAGACACGUUUCCAUUUACAAGUUCCUCUCAGCGACACAUUAGCUGAUUGGUCUGAUGAACGGAUCUGGAAUGAAUUGAGGCUGCGUCUAAAAUCUAAUAAUCUUUCGUGGACAUUAAACGAAGGUCCAAUCGUACAACGAGCCUUGUUUCCCGUACGUGCUGUUGUUACAACACCAAUGCAAUACAAACGUCUUUUCUUUGCUGGUGAUGCUGUUCACAUUCUACCACCAACGGGUGGCAAAGGUCUGAAUACAGCUGUGAAAGAUGUCCAAAUAUUGACGGAUGCAUUCGAGGACUAUUAUGAUAAUGAUCAAUUCGAUAAACUUAAUAAUUAUACAAAUAGUUGUUUACCACAUAUAUGGCAAGCACAAGAAUUUGGAAUCUACAUGACAUCUCUGUUACACAAAAUUGAUAUUUCGCAAGACUGUGAUGUUGAUGAUAGGAAUUCAAUGGAAUUUAAUAAACAACUUCAAAAAGUACAGCAACAAUCAUUGAAACAUUCAAAAGCACUUCAACAGCAUGUAGCUGAAAUGUAUGUGUGA